Megachile rotundata (alfalfa leafcutting bee) is the source of this 3456-nucleotide messenger RNA. RefSeq lists its product as uncharacterized. Lineage: Eukaryota; Metazoa; Arthropoda; Insecta; Hymenoptera; Megachilidae. The record is from RefSeq and is a predicted model, not a curated record. Gene Ontology annotation, molecular function: phosphatidylinositol binding. Gene Ontology annotation, cellular component: intracellular membrane-bounded organelle.
AUGACCCAUAAAGCGCAUAUAUGUAUUGUACAUAUGCUGUAGGUGCAUACCUGUAAUGUCAAUCAUUUUAUAGGACUCUACGUUUAUAAUACGCAUGUGUCAUAACAAAGGUAUGUAGUGAACUUCUUUAUCAACAAAAAGCGAACAAAAAAUUUCCACGUAUUUAACUUCGUUCAGAAGAUAAAGUAUCACCUACUUAUAUUACGUGCAUAGUGCCGAACAAGAAAUUCAUUCAAGUAUAAUAUAAUACAGUGCAUUAUUGCAAAUAUCAUGUAAAUUUUUGAAGAAUUAUGAUUAUCAUCACAAUCAUGUGCAACAUCGUAUUAAAACGGACAAAUGGAGCAAAUUAUGGAGAAAGAGAUUAUCGUCCUUUUUAAAAUAUAAUUGCAUUGUCAUGUAAUAAAUAAAAGGAAGUAAAAUGUUGGUAGAAAUUAACGUGCUAACAAGAAAAAGGAAAAUAAGUUAGUGAACUGUAAAUAUAACGUGUAUGAAACAUCUCACGUUCAUACAAAAAUUGUAAAUCAAAAAUGCAGAGGUUACAUGAUACAACAUUGAUAUGUUAAUACAAGUAGCACAGAAUUUAAAAACAUUGAUAUUAUAUCAGCACAAAAUGUAAUGUUAAAUUAUUAUUAUUAUUAUUGUUAUUAUUAGUAAAUCAUACUUACAAUGGGGAAAAUUAUACCAAUGAGCUGGUUGAACCAGAUGUUGUUGAUUUUAAGUAUAUUAUGUGUAUCGUUAUCUUUAGUCAUACAAGAAUGGGCAGGUCUCAUACCAUUACCAAUUUAUAUUUCUAUAUCAUGGGCUAUUUUUAUUAUAAUAAUAUCAAUAUGGCUUAGUUGUUUUCUACUUCAACUUACUUUGAAAGCAAAUAAUCCACUUAAGAUCAAAUUUUUUCACAAUUGGCUAUAUCGAAAACUGGCAAAUAAGUUGAAGCUAUGUAAAUUGGAGAAAGAAGGUGAAUGCAAUAAUGAAUGUGAACGUAAAAUGACAAGUCAAAAUAUGAAUUUUGGACAAGCCACUAAUGAAAAAAAAACUGACAGUGUCUCAAAGACCAAGAAAUUACACAACAAAACAGUUAAAUCUGGUGCAAAUGGUACUUCUUCAAAACGUAAAAAGAAUGAAGAACUAAAUAAUUUAGUAAAAGAAAUAAAUUUAAAAUGUAUAAAUGUUUGGUAUAAAUCGAUCAGUAAUGAGAAAUCAUUUCCUAAUGAAACACAAGAAUUAUUAAAAAAAUUAUUGACCAAAUUGUUUUAUAGAAUCAGUUUAAUGGACAAAGUGAAAUUAACUCAUAAAUUGUCAAACGUGUUCUUAUUACAUUUAAAAGAGUAUUACAGAGCAUUACGUAGAGUCGAAAAAGGAACGGCUCCAAGUAUAGAAGAAGCAUUCAAGUAUUUACAUCCUGGUUCUCGUAGUACAGCAGCAUUAGAACAUAUGCUUCAUCAAAUGGUCACUAUUUUAUCAGAGGAAUUUUUACAAUGGGAAUUAACAAGCUCAUUACCAUGUAAAAUAUUAUUGUCUGUAUUAGCAAAGAGAUUAUUAUUAGUUAUAGAAACAGUUAGUUCUCCAAACUGGCUGUUUCAAAUUUUGUCAGAUCUACUACAACCAAUGCCAAAAGAAAUUGCUGAAGUUCAAAAUAAACAGGGAGCAGGCACACUAUAUACUAAAAAAAUUAUAUCCAAUGCUCUAUCUGAUGGAAUAGCAUCUGCGACAGCAGCUGUAAUUCCACGGCCACUUCCAAAAACCGAAUCUAGCUUAUCUGCAAAAACUACAAACCAUGAUAAAAAUUCUUCAUUAACCCUAAAUGAUCAAAGACCUACGUUGCAUUUAGAUAAUUUAACUAAAGAAUAUAGAGGUCUUUGGGGUCAAAGUAUGUCAGAGUUGGAUUCUGAAGUAGAUGAAGAGAAAAUAUCUCCUGUAUAUGAGGAACCUACGGAUUUUGCUACAACAAUUGCUAGGCUUAGAACGGUUUUACAACAAAAGUCAACUGUAAAUACACCUCUACACGUAGAGGAGAAGUCUUAUGUAGUAUAUGAAGGUAGCCAAUUUAUAAAUCUAUCAAUACCUUGGACAGAAUUUCAUACAGCUUUUGAUGGUUCGCAACAAUUACUUUAUUGUAUACAAUUUGAUGACGUGGAGCAGCGUGGUGUAGAUUUAUUCGAAACUACAACUGCUACUGUUAGAAGACAAUACCGCGAUUUUGCUCAGUUACAUGCUAGUCUACAAGAAAUUCCAGAAUUAGCUCCUAUUAUGUCAGAUUUAAUAUUACCGGAAGGAGGACGCGUUGAACUAGAAAAUUAUUUGAAAAUAUUAACAACGCGUUUAGCUAACGAGUGUCCAUCACAAUUACGACAUUUCCUACGUCCUAGUAGUAGUGCAGGUAAAAAAGCAGAUGCAGUUGCACCUCGAUUUGAUAGAUUUUUGGCAAAAACUGUAACUGGUGUUUUCAAUACAUUGAAAACGGUUGUGCCGGGUUUUGAGAUUGAACAAGAAGAGGAAAAUGUUCCAUUACCUACAUUAAUGCCUUUAGCAGAUAUACCAUGGAGAUUCGUCGAAAAUAUUAAAUCGAAAAGUUUAAUGAUUGAAUUGCAACAACUAAUAGCUGAAAGAACUGAAUAUUCUUCAGUGGAUACAGCUUACGAAGCUGUUGAUUCAAUUGAAGGUACCAAUGAUUCUGCAUUAUUAGCUCACUGGUUGGAAACUGCAAAAAAUUCUGAUGAAGAAAUGGAUGAAUUGGACUCUCAUUUGAUGUUAACAUGUAUUGCUAUAGAUCUUAUCUGUGAAUUACUGUCAGGAAUUGGCAGUACUAAUACUUUGCAACAAGAAGCAGUUGUUAGGUGGACUAAACUAUUAAUUGGAAAUGUGUCUGAACCUAUAUUACAAACUGCUAUUUUACGAGUUUUUGAUUACUUGGGUAACAUGUCACUUUUUCAUAAUAUACAAAACAAAAUAUCUGAGGAACCUAUAACGGAAUUAAAGGAAAAGUUGUUACAGCAAUUGUUUACUAAAAUCCCAAUUGAUAUAAAACUGAUAUUUGGUGAAGAUGAUACAUUAAACAUUUUGAAGUAUUUGCUUGGUUCAUACGAAAUGAAAAAAAUUAAUUUGGACUUAAAUCUACAGAUAGUAGAUGUUCUAGCAUCACAGUUAUUAAUUUCAUCUAAGAAAACAGCGAUUCAAUUCCUUUUUUAAAUUACAUUUAUAUAGUGUUCAAGUAACAUAUAAAUCAUUAAAAGUCAUUAAUUAUUAGACUAUAAUUUAGUCAAGAAGGAAUUGAUGUGCCAUAUGUAAUAAGUUUGUUAAUGAUUAACAAUUUAAAACUAUAUAAAGUUUUCAAAACCAAACUAUGUACCUGAUUACAUGUUUACAAUAAGAAUGCCAAGUAUUUUUUUCAUUAAAAAGAAAACGUAACUCUUAUGAGUUGGACAAUGUAUGUUAUAUGCAUAUUUAGGUACUAUGUGC